GGGUAGCGGGCGGCUCAGUGCGGGGCGCAGUGCGCAGCCCGCUCGGCGGGGCGGGAAGGGGAGAAGGGGUUGGAGGGGAGUGACUUCGAAGCGGCCCCAUGUUUUCCCCCAGCCAAGAGGAGCACUGCGCGCCCAACAAGGAGCCCGUCAAGUACGGGGAGCUGGUGGUGCUGGGGUAUAAUGGCUCCCUUCCUAAUGGUGACAGAGGACGCAGGAAAAGCAGAUUUGCCCUCUAUAAGCGACCUAAGGCAAAUGGAGUUAAGCCCAGCAGCGUUCAUGUGAUUUCUACUCCUCAAGCAUCCAAGAAGAGAUGUCAUCAAUUCAGGACUACAGAAGCCAGCUCUGAAGCAGUCGUACCAGAAAGCAAAGCAACGAUGUGCAGGCAGGAAUUUGCCCAAAGGAGCACUCUGGAGUUUGGGGCGAUCAGCAGUAAAGGUCAGCACAGCAUCUCUUACACAUUAUCCAGAAACCAGACUGUUGUAGUGGAAUAUACUCACGAUAAAGAUACAGACAUGUUUCAGGUUGGGAGAUCAACAGAAAGCCCCAUAGACUUUGUAGUAACAGAUACUAUUUCUGGAAGUCAAAAUAAUGAUGAAACCCAGAUUACGCAAAGCACCAUAUCCCGUUUUGCAUGCAGGAUUGUUUGUGACAGAAGCCCACCGUAUACAGCAAGGAUUUUUGCAGCUGGAUUUGACUCUUCUAAAAAUAUAUUUCUUGGUGAAAAAGCAGCGAAAUGGAAAAAUCCUGAUGGCCACAUGGAUGGAUUGACAACUAAUGGGGUGCUGGUCAUGCAUCCAAAAGGAGGGUUCACUGAGGAGUCCAAACCUGGAGUUUGGCGGGAGAUCUCGGUCUGUGGUGAAGUGUACACUCUCCGGGAAACCAGAUCUGCACAGCAAAGGGGGAAACUGGUGGAAAAUGAGACCAACGUUCUACAAGAUGGCUCUCUCAUUGACCUGUGUGGAGCCACCCUUUUGUGGAGAACAGCAGAUGGAUUGUUUCACGCUCCGACUCAGAAACACAUCGAAGCUCUGCGACAGGAGAUAAAUGCCGCCAGACCACAGUGUCCUGUUGGGUUAAACACUUUAGCAUUUCCCAGCAUCAACCGUAAAGAUGUGGUAGAAGAGAAGCAGCCUUGGGCGUACCUCAGCUGCGGUCACGUUCAUGGCUAUCACAACUGGGGACAUCGCAGUGACACAGAAGCCAACGAGCGGGAAUGUCCUAUGUGCAGAACCGUUGGCCCCUAUGUGCCUCUCUGGCUUGGUUGUGAAGCAGGCUUUUAUGUGGAUGCUGGCCCUCCAACUCAUGCUUUUACCCCUUGUGGACAUGUGUGCUCUGAGAAAUCUGCAAAAUACUGGUCUCAAAUCCCACUGCCUCAUGGUACUCAUGCAUUUCAUGCCGCCUGCCCUUUCUGUGCAACACAACUGUCUGGGGAACACAACUGCGUCAAGCUGAUUUUUCAGGGCCCCAUUGACUGAUAUCACUUUGCAAUGACCACAAUAAAGUUUUCUUUAACAACUUACUGUGAAGAUUUUGCCACUAACUCUAGAUUUUACCAUUUUUUUUAAUAAUGCUAUUAAUAGGGUGGUAGGGUGGGGAUGGGGAACCGACAACAUUGUGAGGGGCUGUGGUGGAAUUGGGAUACAUUGAUACCUGGAACUUGACAGAUAUCAGUGGUGUUGCAUGCUCAGAAGCAGCAUAUUCAUGAAGUCUUCUUGGUCGAAUUGUAGUAUAUUUGUAAGCUUUUUAUUAGUACCCUGGAACAGAAAAAGGUGUCUUAAUGAUUUUUUUAAGCUAAGAUUUUUUAAUGGAAAGGUUUUUUCUUCUAAACUUUGACAAGCCUUUAAAACCUAUUUUUCAAAUCUAGAAGGAUCAUACAGAAUGUAACUGUCUUUAAUUUGCAAUAUAAUUUAACAUAAAUAGUUUCUCGAGGAGAUAAUACAGAAUGCGUGGACAACCGUAGGUGAAUGUUCACUAGAGGUAAUUGGAGAUGUAAGAGAAAAAUUAGCUGCCUAAAUUGUAGAGUAUAAAAGCUAUUAAAAGAUCUCUUUGGGCAUAACACAGCUGGCUGAAAAGGCAUCAAGGAUUACUUGAAACUGAGGAAAUCCUGUUUGCAUUGAUUUCCUUUCAGCGUAAUGGAUACCCACUGUUCAUUAUUUAUGGUAUAUGGCUGAGUUUUAUUCUUUCUUUUUUUUUUUUCCCCUCCCAUUUAACCUGCAUCUAGUGAAACUCCUUUACUUUUUUCCAUACUUAGUUCUGGGUUUUAAGCCAAUGUUCUCUGUGUGUGUGUGUGUGUGUAGUCUGGCCUCUUUAUUUCUGCUUUACUUAGCUUGCCCUAAUGCUCCUUGCAUGCCCAGAACCAUUGGGUUAAUUGAGAUGUAGCGAGCCUUUAAAAACUGCAUUAAUGAAGGGGUGGUGCCACAACAAGACAGAAGAUGUACGUACAGCUUACACAGAACUUAUUUACACAGACUUGAAUUCAGGAAAGCACUUAGUUUGUGUUUAAAUAUAAGCCCACGAAUGGGACUGUUUAGAUCUUCAAGUGCUUCAAUGGAUUGUGGUUAUAUGCUGUUUUGUUUUGAAAUAAAAAAAAUAGCAAUUAAAAAUAAGUUAUUAUUUUAAGCUCACUUACUAGCCAAAAUGCUGUAAGGAGAGCAUCGUUUCUAGUUCAACUGAGUAUUUGUGUUCAGUUUUCAAGUUGCUGCCAUCUGUCACCUUUUUCUUUGCAGAUUGAGAUGUGUUUGUAUCCACUUUUUCUUUCCCCUAAUGUUUGCAAAUCAAACAGCAUUCAAAUGUAAUCAAAUAUAUGCAUUAGGGUGGUACAUCUGAAGUGCAUCACUUGAAAUUCCUGACUUUUUUAAGAGCGCUGAUAAAUGUUUACUAUGGAAAUAAUUAAAUCAGAAUUUCAUAUGAGAUGUACCCUGCCCACUGUUAGUUUCAUUUCACACCAAAUGAGAACUCUUUGAUUUAUGGGGUUUUUUUUUUCCUUUCACUUUUCUUGAUAUCCGAGGUAUCAAUCUAUCCAGGUUUAAGGAAAAAAAAAAGAAUUUGGGAGAAAAUAAUAACAUCUCUACAUGAAAUCAAUCAAGCUCAGUUCUGUUUAAUCAACUAUAGCUUUUUGCUAUAUUUAUGCCCUUUGUAUAAAUAUAUAAUUUAUAUGAUUUUAAUAUAUUCUGUGUAUAUAUAUACUUGAAUUGGCCUGUUCAUAUUUUGGUUGUAAACUUGUUUUAUAUUUAACCUUAUAAACAUUUUACAUGUCUCUUGCCAACGGUGAUGGGACGUACUUUGUCUGCUGCUGUUUUUAAUAUAAUUUUGCUGUAUAAUUGUUCAGCAUUUUAAUAAUUUGAACAUAGCUUUACUUUUCUUUUUACGCUUUUAGUGUUAAAAACAACAAAUGGGGUGGAGGGUUUUCAGCGUUUUCUCUAAAAAUCCCGAAACGUACAGUUUUUGUCCCACUCAGUGAUUGGAAAUCUGAUGAUUCUUGUUAACCUAAAACUAUAAUGCUUCUUCUUAGUGCCUUUGCAAUGAAAUCCUCUUGUGAUUCUGUAUUCUGAGUCUUUACUCCCACGAGACGACCUUGUGGCUCAUCUUCAUCAGGAACAGCAGCCCAACCAACCAGACUGGGAAGAAACGCCUUUGGCCUUCAGUUCUGUGCUGUGGUUUCUGUCGUAAACACGAAGAUGCCUCUUGUUGCUGUUCAGUACCAGUUCCUCAGGUCCCGUAUGUGCACCGCAGCAUCGUUGCUAUUUAGCAUAUACCUCGUCUGCCAAAGGCGCUCUCACCUCCACCUCCUCCUUAUUGGACUCUGUGAAAUACUUCGCUUGAAUUUUCACAGGAGAUGCUGUGAAAACACACUUUGCAGAGAUGUUCCUUGCUGAAUUGAGACCACGAGCCGUGUGUUCAUGCUGGUGGCCGGAGGUUUCCAAGCUUUGUGUAUGACAGCUUCACGGUUUCUGGGAUGGCAACUGUUUUACCGAGUGGAGCUGGUCAGGAUACGUAUCUCCUCUUGAGCAUAAAGGGAUUGGAAGUGUGCAGGUUCCCAGGCAGCUCCGUUAUCGAGCUGCUUUACUUCUCUCCUUCAUUGUUGCGGUUUAAUUACUGCUUCAGGGCUUCAUAUAGCUGCAUCCUGCGCAGAGUGAAUGGACGGCGUUAGGGGAUCCUCACUGGGAAUACCGGCACACCAGCGGGUUGUGGUGGGGCUGGCGUGCAUGAAGUGGAAGAAGACAGGCUAAUGGUUUGUACCCUUUUGAGAAGACUGUUUUAUGUGAGAUUUUUGUUUCUUUCACUGUUAGCAAUUCUGUAUAAUGCAAGAAAUACUGCAGGAAGGAAAACUCUCCUCUUAUUUGGGGAAUACCAGUUUCUUUGCAUGAAUCAACGUACUUUACUAGUAACCAGUAUUCAAAUCCAGGGUGAAUCCAGCAGAGCUGGAUUUACGGGGAAGGCAGAAGAGUUUGUAGCAUUAUUUUUCUCAGACACUACUACCAUGUAUGCUGCUGUGAUCAAAUGAUGGACCAUUUGGCUGCUUUAUCCCUUUUUUCAGAGAAUCAUGGAAUGGUUUGGAUUGGGAGGGACCUUAAAGCCUGUCUGGUUCCAGCCCCCUGCCAUGGGCAGGGACACCUCCCACUGGAUCAGGUUGCUCCAAACCCCAUCCAACCUGGACUUGAACCCCUCCAGGGAUGGGGCAGCCACCACUGCUCUGGGCAGCUUGUUCCAGGGCCUCACCACCCUCACUGCAAAAUAUUUCUUCCUAAGAUCCCAUCUCAAUCUCCCCUCUUCCAGCUUAAAAUUGUUCCCUCUCAUCCUAUCCCUGCACUCCCUGAUCAAGAGCCCCUCCCCAGCUUUCCUGGAGCCCCUUUCAGUACUGGAAGCUGCUCUAAGGUGUCCUUGGAGCCUUCUCUUCUCCAGGCUGAACAACCUGAACUCUCUCAGUCUGUCCUCGGAUGGGAGGUGCUCCAUUAGGUUUUUCAGGCUGCCUUCCCUCAUCUCAGGAAACACACACUUUCCCUUCUCUGGUAACUUGGUAGGAGAAAGCAGUUCCUGGAUAGAUAAGAUUGGUUCUGUUUGGAGUGAGUAGGCUUGAGAACCACUCUCCAAGUUUGCUUUGCAAGUUCAUUUCGUGAUUUCAGUAUUACGAUAUUUUUUACAUACCAUUUCAAGUGCUGGUGAUGUAUUCUGUAAGGAUUUUUUUUUCAUCUAUUGCUGUUGAUUCAAUUUGAAUGCUUCAAAACCAGCUUUGACUGCAUAACUUAGAGCUAAAAGUAUUUUUCUAGUCUGGUCUUUAAAAAGUCUGUCAUAUCCAUGCAUGCUGGAGCUGUAACAUUUUCCUUUUUCCUGGCAGCUUCUUGGUAGAGUGCUGAAGUCUGAAUAGAAGACUGAGUGGUGAGCGUUGCUCUUGUUUUGAAUCGUGGUCCAAGUUGUACAAAAGAGUUAGCACGAUACUGCAUUUUAAUCACAAAUUUCUUUCAAGCGUGGUCACUUUGUGCCUCAGUGUACAGUAACAGUCCUGUACUGGCAGAGCCAUUAAGGAAUUCUUUUCUUUGUGAGGGUGGGAAUGGGACUUAAAAGAGAUGAAAGCCAUUGUCUGGUUUGUUCCAGGAGGGACAGACCCACGUUGAAGCCAAGGCGUGCUAAGAACUGAUUAGAAAUGUUCCUGAAAUGUAGAUAUUCCUGCUUUCAGACCUAGUUCUUGUGUUUUAAAGGAUUCUCUUCAGUCCAUUUGGAAGCUCUGUGAUGAAAUGAAAAGGCUAUGAUCUUCCCAAAAAAAUCCCUCUGAUGUUUCAAUGGCAGUUCCUGGAAUUUGAGGGUUCUGCUUCAGCCCCUGACUGGGGAGCAGAGCUGCUGAGUCAAUCAGAGAGAGAAACUGAAGUAUUCUCAGGGUAGAAUCAUAGAAUGGUUUGGGUUGGAAGGGACCAUAAAGCCCAUCCAGUUCCACCCCCUGCCAUGGGCAGGGACACCUCCCACUGGAUCAGGUUGCUCCAAGCACCACCCAGCCUGGCCUUGAACCCCUCCAGGGAUGGGGCAGCCACCACUGCUCUGGGCAACCUGGGCCAGGGCCUCACCACCCUCACAGCAAAACAUUUCUUCCCAAGAUCUCAUCUCAAUCCCCUCUUUCGGCUUAAAAUCGUUCCCCUCAUUCUCUCUGUGCGCUGUGUGAUCCAGAGCCCCUCCCCAGCUUUCCUGGAGCCCCUUUCAGUGCUGGAAGCUGCUCUAAGGUCUCCUUGGAGCCCUCUCUUCUCCAGGCUGAACAACUCCAACUCUCUCAGCCUGUCCUCGGAUGGGAGGUGCUCUUUGUGCCCUCCUCUGAACACACUCAGACAGAUCCACCUCCUUCCUGUGCUGAGAAAUAGAAUAUACUUUUUAACUCCUUCACAGCACCCAAAAUCAACUCUUGGUGUGGACUAUGGUAAUUCUCCCUUUGGUGCAAUUGCAGUGGCUUUUCACUUCACUCACCAUUUCUUCAUUGUGCUGGAAGUGGAAACUUCUCCUAGGUGAUCGUGUUCCUCCAGUGCACAGUCUUGACAAUUUUCUGGAGUGGGAGAACCUAUUGGGAGCGAUCUGGCUUUCCUGAGGACUGAUAGAAGCAUUGAAAUGCGUUUAGAGCGCGGUAGGAAAACCGACCUGCCUUGACUGCUGCUCUUGCUUUAAAGCUGAGCUGCAGCUGUGCUUUUGGUAUGAGCUGUGCUCGUCUGUUCCUCGUACAGGAAUGCUCUGUCACGGGUGGUUAAGUCUUGUUUUCCCCGAGAGUGUUGUUAACACGCUGCAUUGGAUGCACGGUGGAAUCGACAGAGCUGUUGAUCGGAACGGGGAGGAACAGCAGUCUGUUAGGCGCUUGAGCUGAAUCGGUGUGGACAGCCCAGCUAUGCUGCGGUUUUCUAGCCAAGGAGCCCUCCUCCUCGUUUGCUCGGUUUUCAGCCUCUUGUGUGUUCUUGGCUCCUUUCAUUUUCUGUUUAUCCAUAUAGUUUCAGGUAAACAAGUAAAUACAGCUUGGAAAGAGAAGAAUUAAAAAGAUACCUUCAGGCUUGCUUCUCUCUCCAAGGAAAAUACGAAUUUUCUCGUGGAAUUUUCUCAUUGUUCUGAUUUUUUUUAUAAGCGCUCUUCACUAAUAGUCACACUUGGUAUUGUGAAUUAAAAGGAAAAACUUAGAAGGUAAGGUGUAUUUUUGGGGGGAUGGGGGUGGAGAGGAGGGAGUAGCUUCUAGGGUGAAGAAGCCUCAGUAGUUUUGAGCCUGUGCCAACCAUGUCCCGUUGACUGCAGGAGACACUUUGGUCUUUGAAGAACCACGGAGUCGGUCCCGGCAGGUAAUAAUGAUAGAGCUUUACUUUCUGUGUCGAUCAGAGUUUUCAUUUAUUGGCAGCAGAACAGAAACGUAAGUUGCUUGGACGACCAAACUAUAGACUAACCUGGUGGCUGUGAAGAUUUCCUAUUAACAGGGUGUAUUUAUACUUCCCUGGU
Messenger RNA from Cuculus canorus (common cuckoo), 7449 nucleotides. RefSeq names its product pellino E3 ubiquitin protein ligase family member 2 (gene PELI2). The transcript has 7 exons. NCBI's taxonomy places the organism in Eukaryota, Metazoa, Chordata, Aves, Cuculiformes, Cuculidae. Gene Ontology annotation, biological process: protein polyubiquitination; regulation of Toll signaling pathway. The record is from RefSeq and is a predicted model, not a curated record. Gene Ontology annotation, molecular function: protein binding; ubiquitin protein ligase activity. The coding region runs from base 99 to 1475 and encodes 458 amino acids.